Messenger RNA from Thalassophryne amazonica, 2682 nucleotides. Its product is annotated as kelch-like protein 14. The record is from RefSeq and is a predicted model, not a curated record. Bases 509 to 2326 code for a protein of 605 amino acids. The transcript is spliced from 9 exons. Gene Ontology annotation, molecular function: protein binding. NCBI's taxonomy places the organism in Eukaryota, Metazoa, Chordata, Actinopteri, Batrachoidiformes, Batrachoididae.
UUUCUCUCUCUACCCCCCCCCCUUUUCUCUUUUCUUUCUUCCAUAGAUGUUUGAAAUCGCAGUCAUUUACGCUCGACAGUUUUUACAAUAGCCUUGAGCCAUAAUUUUGCGAGUCUCUCCAGCAUCCAUACCCCUGCAUGGUCUCUCUCCACCGGCCAUGCACGACCGUUUCUCUCCCCAACCGUGGAUUUCCUAUUACUCUCGUUACGACUCACUGAGCCCCAGGCCCAAGGAUAAUGAUGUGUUGUUUCUUGGUAGCAUAAUUUGUCACACGUAUAUUUCUUCUUCUUCUUCUCUUGCAGAAAGCACAGCACCCUCUCACACACUCACACACACUUCUUGUUAAUUCAGAAGAACAAAUGAUCAACGUCAACAAAUAAGCCGAAAUAGUGACUUUAAGGAGUUGGAUUCUAAUGGUUCUUUGGAGGCGACGCGCUUUAAAGGAAAAGGACGUUUCUUGAAAAGGAAGAACAAAGGAAAUUCAAGUGGCGUUCACAGACAGGAAGUCAUGUCCAGAUCGGGUGAUAGAACAUCCACCUUUGACCCAACACACAGUGACACCCUGCUGCAUGGGCUCAACCUCUUGUGGAGAAAACAGCUGUUCUGUGAUGUGACUCUCACUGCCCAGGGACAGCAGUUUCACUGCCACAAAGCCGUGCUGGCAUCCUGCUCCCAGUAUUUCAGAACUCUCUUCUCCUCCCAUAAUGUAAUCAACAGUGAGGGCAGCAAAGGGGACCAGGGGAGCAGCGGGACCCCUUCAUCCUCGCCGGAUGACAAGCUGAUGACCCCCAGCACUAGGCCAAUAAAUAACCUGGUGCUCCAGGGAUGCUCCUCCAUCGGAUUACGAUUAGUGCUGGAGUACCUGUACACUGCCAACGUGACUCUUUCCCUGGACACUGUGGAAGAGGUGCUGUCAGUCAGCAAGAUUCUCAACAUCCCACAGAUUACAAAGCUCAGUGUGCAGUUCCUCAAUGACCAGAUCUCUGUGCAGAACUACAAGCAGAUCUGCAAGAUCGCCGCACUCCACGGACUGGACGAGACGAAGAAGUUAGCCAACAAGUACCUCGUGGAGGACGUGCUGCUGCUAAACUUUGAGGAGAUGUGCGCCAUGCUAGAUGCUCUUCCGCCACCGGUGGAGUCGGAACUGGCUCUCUUCCAAAUGUCAGUCCUCUGGCUGGAGCAUGACCGAGAGACUCGCAUGCACUACGCCCCGGACCUCAUGAAGAGGCUUCGCUUCGCCCUCAUACCUGCCCCGGAGCUGGUGGAGAGGGUGCAGUCAGUUGACUUCAUGAGGACCGACCCUGUGUGCCAGAAACUACUCCUAGAUGCCAUGAAUUACCACCUGAUGCCCUUCAGGCAGCACUGCAGGCAAACCACUGCCAGCAGAAUCCGCUCCAAUAAGAGAAUGCUGUUACUGGUGGGUGGUUUGCCUCCUGGACCCGAUCGUCUCCCCAGCAAUUUGGUCCAGUACUAUGACGAUGAGAAAAAGACAUGGAAGAUCCUCACAAUAAUGCCUUACAACAGCGCCCAUCACUGCGUGGUGGAGGUGGAGAACUUUUUACUCCUGCUGGGUGGAGAGGAUCAAUGGAACCCCAAUGGAAAGCACAGCACUAAUUUUGUCAGCCGCUAUGAUCCCAGAUUCAACAGUUGGAUACAGCUGCCUCCUAUGCAGGAGAGGAGAGCCAGUUUCUUUGCCUGCCGUCUGGAUAAGCACCUCUACGUGAUUGGUGGGAGGAAUGAGACAGGUUACCUCUCCAGCGUGGAGUCCUACAACCUGGAGACAAAUGAGUGGAACUACGUGUCGUCUCUGCCGCAGCCCCUGGCUGCCCAUGCAGGAGCAGUUCACAACGGGAAGAUCUACAUCUCAGGAGGUGUUCACAAUGGUGAGUACGUUUCCUGGCUCUACUGUUAUGACCCUGUAAUGGAUGUGUGGGCUCGGAAACAAGACAUGAACACAAAGCGUGCCAUUCACGCCCUGGCUGGAAUGAACGACCGCUUGUAUGCCAUUGGAGGAAACCAUUUGAAAGGUUUCUCCCAUCUGGACGUGAUGCUGGUGGAGUGUUACGACCCGAAAGCUGACCAGUGGAACAUCCUACAGACACCCAUCCUGGAGGGUCGCAGUGGCCCCGGCUGUGCCGUUUUGGAUGACAGCAUCUUCCUCGUGGGCGGCUAUAGUUGGAGCAUGGGGGCCUAUAAGUCUUCAACUAUCUGCUACAGCCCUGAGAAAGCAACAUGGACAGAGCUGGAGGGAGAGGUGGCAGAGCCUUUAGCUGGUCCGGCGUGUUCCACAGUCAUACUGCCCACCUGCCUUCCUUUUAACAAAUGACAACUAAUCCACCCGGCAGGCGAGGGGGGCGAGGAGCUGCAAAGUGAUUGGGGGGAGGACCAUCAAUAAGAAAAACAGUUGUCAACAGUUUUGUGACAAGCCCUUUGGUCAGAUGAUGAGGGUGUGUAUAAAUUAUUUUUUUACAGGUAUGACCAGAGCACUUUUGUUAUUCCCUACUGAAGGCGUGACAAAACCCCCCCCCCCCCAAAAAAACCAAAAAAAAAACAAGAGGAAAAAAGAAAACCAAUGUACAACUUAUGUAUUUAAGCUCAUCUGUGUUAAAGCUCUGACAGAAUGGUCAGUUUCACAUUUAAUUUGAUUUAAACUGAUGGUGAGUGUUUUUGGCUUCUCUUCUA